Messenger RNA from Argentina anserina (silverweed cinquefoil), 1597 nucleotides. RefSeq lists its product as uncharacterized. The transcript is spliced from 2 exons. NCBI's taxonomy places the organism in Eukaryota, Viridiplantae, Streptophyta, Magnoliopsida, Rosales, Rosaceae. Bases 193 to 1233 code for a protein of 346 amino acids. The record is from RefSeq and is a predicted model, not a curated record.
UUAUUUUUGGUUUUGGCCUUUAUGGAUGUUUUUGUGUUGCAGUUUGAUGCAAGCUCAAUUUGUAUGCAAAUGCCUGUUUACUUUGGUUAAUUGUUGAAGUCCUUCGUUUGAUGGUAGUCAUGGUGAUUAUUUAAUAAACUAUUUUUCUUGUCUAUUUGACGUAGAUAUUCAGUCUGAUUGCUUAGAAUAGCGAUGGACAAAUCAUGGAUUGAUUUACCAGAUUGGGUUUCUCCACUCUAUUAUAAUGCAAUUGAUCAGUUUUUGACUUUUACAUACGUCAAUAGAGAUCCGGGUUCAAAAAUAUAUUGUCCUUGUAGAAAGUGUCAAAAUCGAUAUUUUCAUGUAAGAUCAGUUGUGCGGGAACAUUUUCGUCAGUCUGGUUUCCUCAAGAAGUAUAAGAAAUGGUAUAAGCAUGGUGAGCUUGAUGAUUAUGUUGAUCCCUUGGAGAGCAAUCUCCGACCUGUCCAAGAAGCUUUGGGAACUCCUAAUGUAGGGGCACAUGAUCAAAUUAAUGAAGAAAACUCAACUAAUCCUUCUUUAGGACAAAAUGUGCCUACCAAGAGUUUCUUAAAGCUUGUUGAGGAUGCAAACCUUCCAUUAUAUCCUGGUUGUAAAAGACACACGGCUUUGUCAUAUACUGUUCGGUUGUUGCAAGCGAAGGAACUUCAUGGAUGGACAGAUGAAUCUUUCCAAACUUUUCUGAAAAUAUCAGAAGAAUCUAUGCCAGAAGGCGCGAAACUACCUAAGUCAUACUAUGAAGCCCAGAAGUUAACAGAACAUCAUGGAUUCACUCAAAAAACAGUAGAUGCAUGCCCUAACAGUUGUAUGCUGAAUAGAAAUGACAUCAGUUUGAGUGAGAGCAGAAUAUGCAAAGGAUCUCCAUGGAAAGAUAAUGGUGGUAAUUCAAAUGCUGUUGUAGCACUUGGGAAACGAAAAGCAGCAGAACAAGCAACAAAUUCUGGAGAACGAAGGGAGGAACUUGUGUACCCUGAGGAUCUAAUACAAAAAAUAGCCGAUUCUGUGUUAAAGAACAUCCAGGCACCAAGUUCCAUACAAAAAAUAGCUGAUUCUGUGUCAAAGCGCAUCGAUGAUCAGUUUAAUAUGCUUCAAGCUCAACUGGAUCAUUUGGAGAACAAGAGGAGAGCCACAUAUCAAAAUGAACAGGUUUCAGAUGGGACUAGUGGAAAUCACAUUAAGAGGGAGUCCAUAGGAGAAGACGUCAAUUCAGCUUGAAGCACUGAUAGAGCAAUGGAUUGAGUUUCAAUGUUAUUGCACGUAUCUUGAUAGUUUAAUAUUGGAGUUAUCGUUGUGUGGAACUUUUGGUAGUAAUCUCCUUUUACUUAUUUCAAGUAUAACUAUGUACUUGUCUUCUAAUUACAUAAUCUUGUAGUGCAACUUAAUGAAAUAUGAAGUUGUGAUGAACAAUGUGUUGUACAUUGGUAUUUUUAUCCCUGUUUUUGGAUGUUAUGCAAUGCAGCUUCUGUUUUUUUUUUCAUUAUGUGUUUGUCCAGUUCCAAAGGAGAUUGACAAAAUGUAUUUUGUGACAAAUUGGCAGGAGAUAUUUUAAUUGACAUAAAAUUGAUUAUAUACAACAGAA